This is a messenger RNA of Tigriopus californicus, 1402 nucleotides long. RefSeq names its product juvenile hormone esterase-like. Lineage: Eukaryota; Metazoa; Arthropoda; Copepoda; Harpacticoida; Harpacticidae. The record is from RefSeq and is a predicted model, not a curated record.
UUCAUUCCUAAUCUCUGUCAAGUACACAUGACUUGAGUCGCGGAUCGCACGGAGUCAUCCCCCCAACUCCUUCCCUCGGAACAAACAAACAGUUCUGACUUGGAUUUGUUAAGUCGCGUUGCAUGCCAUGAAGUUUACCAUGACCUGAUACAGGUCAGAAAGGCUUUUGAUCCGUUGAUAAGUGUGCAUUGUUGAUUCGUGUUCGUGGCCCUUCAACCGAUUAUCCGUUCAAGAUGGGGCUGUUCUUCUUUUUUGAGAACAAUAACCUCAACUAUUUCAUGUACUUCACGGCGCUCUCUGCGGUGUUGAUGCUAGGACCGGAGUUCUUCGUGCCCAGAUGGGGUCCCUCUUCGGGGGUACCCAUUGUUAAUGCACCCUGUGGACGAAUGGUGGGUACCAAGAUGCACAGUCGAGAUGGUCGGGAGAUCUUUGCUUAUCGGGGAAUUCCAUAUGCCAAGCCUCCCGUGGGAAGCCUUAGAUUUGCUCGCCCGGAACCUUUGGACCAGCCAUUCUCAGAAGACUUCCAAGCCACGAAAAAUGCCAAACAUUGCCCGGCCCCAUUUACCAUGGCAGGGUAUUCAACAUUUCUGGGUUCAGAGGACUGCUUGAAGCUCAACGUCUACUUCCCAAAUAUUGAGCUAACCAAAAGGUUGCCCGUGAUGUUUUGGAUCCAUGGCGGAGGGUUUGUCAACGGGGAUGCGACGGAUUUCUUGUACGGUCCUGGACAUCUCUUGGACCGGGAUGUGAUCCUCGUGACAGUGGCUUAUCGUUUAGGUCCUUUGGGAUUUCUCAAUUUGGGCAAUGAAGAAAUCCCUGGCAAUCAGGGGAUAUGGGAUCAGCGUUUAGCCUUGAAAUGGGUUCAGGAGAACAUUGCUGCUUUCGGAGGAGAUCGGGAUCAAGUCACCAUUUUUGGCGAGAGUGCGGGCUCCAUGUCCGUGAUGUAUCAUAUGGCUACUCCAGGGAGCGAUGGGCUAUUCAGUGCAGCCAUCGCUCAAAGUGGAUCCAUCACGGGUGCUGCCUUCCUUAAUUUUGACAAGACCAGAUCAUUGACGCAUUAUCAUCAACAAUACACACAGGGCGUUGGAUGUCCGGAAUCAUUGGGAGCCAAAGAACAACGAAAAUGCCUCGAAUCUUUGGACUUGGCUACGUUGAUGGAUAAACUUAAUAUGUUCGAAGAAUGCAGCUUCAUGGAACCAAUCCUUGGCUCCAAAAUUGUAUUUCCCGCUGCUUGGAAACCGGCUUUUGACGGGAACUACUUGAGGGAUCCAUUGUUUCCAGAGGAUCCAACGAAAGUGAUUGAAAGUGGAAGAACCCUCCCUGUUCCAUUAAUGAUCGGGUUCAAUCGAGAUGAAGGUCUUUUGACUUUGGCAUUCAUGCUCAAAAACCGAACUCAUUUCCAAAG